Messenger RNA from Dicentrarchus labrax (European seabass), 13118 nucleotides. RefSeq names its product pericentrin (gene pcnt). Gene Ontology annotation, biological process: signal transduction. Gene Ontology annotation, molecular function: molecular adaptor activity; DNA binding. Lineage: Eukaryota; Metazoa; Chordata; Actinopteri; Moronidae. The transcript has 61 exons. Bases 151 to 12696 code for a protein of 4181 amino acids. The record is from RefSeq and is a predicted model, not a curated record.
AUUGAAUAUUAUCUGUUGACAGUUGUUCCUGAAGAAAGCUCAAAGAUUUUGUUUUAAGCCAACUUAUGCUUGAAGAGAAGGUCUGUUGUGCCUCGCAACUGAAUUGGGACGUAUGUCCUAACCCUCUAACAGUUUAAUUUAAACCGAGAGAUGGAUGAAGAUGAACGGCAGAGGAAACUAGAGGCUGGGAGAGCUAAGAAAUCCUCCAACAUGCCACGAAGCCAGUCGCUUGCUAGCUUCCGACAAAAGCGGGCGAAAGGCGACGGUGCGGGGGCGGCGAAAAAGACGCAGAAGAGGAAGGGCCAGACUGUCUCGCAGAAUGACAGCACAACGCAAGACCGUCGCGUAGAACCAGCACUUCCUUCAGCCAAUGACACAGAGCUGAGAAAGAAGACCAACCAUGAGGAACCCCAGAAGGCAGAGAAACUGCAGGUUCAGCAGACCCAGCGACAGAAGGAACAGCCCCCCAUUCCAGAGCAAAGCCCGUCCCCUGUGGAAGAUUUUAGAGAAGAGGAUCUAGUUGCACUCACUGGAAAAGAGCAGCUCAAGCAGUUACAACAGGCUGUGGAGAAACGUAAUGAGAUAAUUGCCAAGCUCAGCUCCAACCUGCAGGAGGCCCUGGCCAGUAGAGAUAAGGUACAACUAGAGGCACAGUCACUUGCUGGGCAGAUUCAGGCGUUACAGAGACAGCUCCAGCAGACCAGUGUAGAGUUCCUUCGCAUCAAAAGUCAGUCAGGGCCUGAAGUCCUCAACACUCAUAGACAACAGCAUCAGCAUGGCCAUUGCUCUCAAGAUGCACCAUCAGGAGAAUCAGGGAGUGCAGGACCUGGCUCCCAGUCAAGUGUUGAAGGCUUCAGCACUGACAUUGCAAGUGAUACAGACGCUGUUCUGCAUAAACUGAGGGCUGAGCUGGAAGAAGAGAGGGAGAACAGCCAACGCAUAUGUGCUGAACUAGCGAAGGAGAUGGAUAAACACCAACAUGUACUUUCUUUACUGGAGAAGGAGAAGAAGGGCAGAGAAGAGGAGCAAAAAGAGAGGGAGGCACAGUUGCAAGACCUCCAGGUCCAGCUUAGCUCAGUCCAAACUCAGUGCCUUGAGAUGCAGCAGUACAAGAUGGAGAAGGAGAAGCUGAACAGAGAAGUCCUGGAGCUGAGGAAAAGGCUUCAGGAGGAAGAAGAUUCUGCCCUUCGUCUCCAGAGCCUUGAGGAGGAAAGACAGAGACAGGAGGAGGAGAUACAGAGGCUCAAAGAGGAGCACAGAGAGGAGGUGGAGAGAGUCAGGCAGGUGUUGGAGGAGAGGGAGAAAGAACUGAAGUUUAGAGAGGAAGAGGUCAUCGGACUCAAAGCUUCUAAGAAUCGGCAGAACCAGGCGAAAGCUGGUUUUAGUUGUGAUGAAAGGUUUAGUGUAGAUGAGGCUUAUCUGGAAAGUGGACCUGAACACGACGGCACGAAUGUAUCAAUACCUGGGGAUAUUAUGAUGGAGCGCUACUUGUCUUCAGCUCCUCUUGCACACUCACAAUCUUCCAUGGUAAAUGAAAGCUUUGAACACUGCAGUCAGCUGGACAUCUCUGCGGACUACAGUUUUGAGCUGAACAGUGAAGUGUUGGGAGAUGAGCCUCUGUUGUCAAUUUCGAACCGUUUCCCUGAAGAAAACGAUAACCCCCACAACAGUUUUAGCCCACUCUGCUCCCCUGGCCUCCCUGUGGCUGAUAAUUCCAACCCUCAGUCUCCACCUCUGUGGCUUCACAACUCCACUUCCGGCGAACUAGAGAUGAGUAAACUGUCUGAGCAGCAGUUUGAGGACACCGACCUGGAAAAAGAGCUGCUGAAUCAGCAGUGUGGAGAGCUCCGUGAGGAGCUGGCUCUUAAGGACAGGGACUUGAUUGUGUUGAGAGAGGAAAUCAUCAAGACUGCUGAAGAGCUGGAGGAGGCCAGAGACAGGUGGGCCCAAGUAACAGAAGAGCUCAGGCAGGCUCUCUGGGAACUUGAAGAGGAGAAGGAGAAGAGAAGACAUGUAGAGGAGGAGGUGACAUUGAAAGACCAUGAACAAGACAACCUGAAGAACAAACUCAAUGCCUUAAUGGAAGAAAAAGAAAAGGAGAAUGCAGUAAUGUCGAUGGGAAAGAAGGCUGCUGAAACCUCUCUGCUGGUCCCGGCUACCUCUCCAUCAGAAGAGGGAGAUAAACUGGUAGGGGAGCUUAAAAAUGAGCAGAAGAAGGAGGCUGCACUCCCGUCUCAUCAAAAACAGCAGGAGCUGCUACUAUUGUCUCUGCAGGAGAUAAAGCAGGCUUCAGAAUCUGCCAAACACAGCCCAGGGCUCAGAGAUGACACCCAGCUGCAAACACUGCAGGCUCACUGUGAACUUCUCCUGUCGGAGCUAGAAGAAACAAAAACAACAAAUAAAACCACAGCAUCGCUACUAGGUCAAAGGACUAUGGAAUUGAAUGAAACAUUAAAGGCGCUCGAAACUACUCGUGCACAGAUUCUAAAUGUUCAAACAGAGGUGGAAAGGUUGCGUGAAGAGCUGGAGAAGAGCCAGGGCAGCCUGGACAAUGCUCAAAAAGAAAAGAAUGAACUGGAAUCGGAGAUUGUCUGUUUGAGACAAAACCUGGCCAACCUGGAGGAGGCCCAAGCCCAGGCAGUGCAGGAGAGGGAGGAGCACAGGAGAAAAGAAGUGGAGAUGGAUGAACGGAUAAAACAAAUGGAACAAGUCUUAGAGGAGGAACUGGAGCAGUUUGAGAACCUGCUAAAAGCCAAAGAUGUUGAGUUGACUGAAGGGAGGGAGAAAUGGGAGGAAGAGAGGCAGGAGAAGGAUAAAGAGCUCCUUGAUGUGAAGCAUCACCUGGAGGAGCAGAGGAGGAAGAUGGAGGAGGAGGUGAAGGCUCUCCUGGAGAAGCAGGUUUUGGCUGUUGAGGCGGCUACAGAAGGGCUCAAGACAUCUCACCAACAGGAGAUAAAAGACUUGAUGGAGAAACAUCAGCAAGAGAUUUCUGAGUCAAACACUGACCUAGAGUCAAAACUGCUGAAGCAGCAGGCCGUUAUGGAGGAAGAACAGAAAAGACAGAUCAGCCUAAUCAAACAGGUGACUGAACGUGAACACGAGAGGAUGGUUUCAGAGCUCUCUGCCAAACACAAUGAAGAACUUAUUCAAUUGAGGGAAAGCAUGGAGGCUGCCCACCAGGCUGAACUGCAGCAGUUACAGGUCCAAAAGACCAGUGAGCUUGAAACCUUGCAUCUGAGCCUGACCAACGUCCACAUGUCCAAGCUGGAGCACUCCCAGGUAAACUUUGAGCAGGAGUCUACUCUCACCAAAGUCCAGACCUCCCUGAGGGAAACAUUUUCCCAGGAAAGUGCACUCCUGCAAGCCCGGCAUCAGUUAGAACUGGACCAGCUUAGAAAGCAGAACCAGGAGCAGCAGGAGAAACUGCGUGAGCUACACCAACAAGACACAAAUGAGCUGAAGCAGCAGUGGGAGACUUCUGUUGCUCAGGAGAGAGCGGCCAUGGAAGAAAAGCAGGCCAAAGAGAUACAGGCUCUAAGGUUACAGUGGGAUAAAGACACUGAGAGCAACCAGUCAAACCUACAAACAUCUCUAUCAGAGACCCAGAACAGCCUUUCCGCCUCCCAGACCGAACUUGCCAGCAUCCAGGCCUCUCUCACAGAGACCAAAAAAGCUCUAACUGAAGCCCAGGCAGCUCUAUCUCAGACCCAAUCAGAGCUGCAGGAGUCACGGGCCAGGCUGGAAGAACUCCAGACCUCCAGUAAGGAGCAAAACCAGAAACAAGAGGAGGAGUUGAAACAAGCCUGGGCUGACAGAGACGCUGCUGCCCGUGCUCUGGAGGAGUUGGUUUUGAGUCAUAAGGCAGUGCUGCAGGAGAAAGAGCAACAAGCACUCCACCUAAAGGAGAAGGAACAGCAACUGCAGCAAGAGGUUCUACGCCUACAAGAGGAGAAGACCCUGUUGAAACAGAACUCAGAACAGGAAGUUGGUCAGCUGUGGACCCAGUUGGAGAGCAUGAGGACAAGUCGUCAAGAGUUGGGAGAGCUAAAGGAGCAGCUGCUCGCUCGCUCAUCUCGCGUUGACGACAUUGAGCGCCUUAAGACAGAGUUUAAUGAUCAAAAACAGGAAAUCAAAGAGCAGAAUGAGGCUGAGCUGGAGAGCCUGAGGAGGUACUUUGAGCAACGAUUGCGGGUAACAGAGGAGAGCUACAGAGAGGAAAUUGCUCUACUCCAACUGAGGCUGGUGGAAAGAGCCUUGGAGGAAUCUGUGUUGAAAACCACAGAUGACAGUUUCAUAUCUCAAGGCCAAGCUGAAGAGGAAGAAGAUCAUGUGCUUUCUGAUACUAGCUUCAAACUGGAGAAACACAAGGAAGCGCUUGAAAGUUUGCACCUUCAGCUGGAGGAGAAACACACAAUGGAGCUUUCUGAUCUAAGAUCUUCUAUGGCUCUUUCCUUUAAGGAAGAGGUGCGACAGAUGCGCUCAGACCUCACUGACCACUACUAUGAAGAGCUGCAGGAAAUGAAGACUCGUCACGCACUAGAGCUGGAGCAACUCAGAGCCAAACUUUCUGAGCGUCACUUACAAGAGCUUACCAGAGUUCGUUUGGAGGCAGCAAAACAGGUUGAGGUGGAAGUGGAACAGAGGAUGUGGUGUCACACUGAGGAGCUGCAGACAAGGAUGACCAUCAUCCACAACCUGGAGGGCAGAAUGGCUGCCUUGAAUAAACAACAUGAUGCAGAAAUGCAAAGGAACACACAAAAGUUGAAACAGGAAUUUGCUGGGGAGCUCAUUCUUCUGGAGGAAUCUCUGAAACAAGAGCGAGAGCAUGUGCAGGAGGAGAUGAAGAGGCUGAGAGAAGAGCUCCAAGAGAAGCAUGAAGCUGAGCUCUCUGCCCUCAGAUCAGACCUUGACAGAGAGACUGAAAGGGAGAGGACAUGCCUUGAAAAAGCCCUUCACGAGGAGAAAGAGAAGUUAAAGUCUCUGCAGGCUGCACUGGACAAUGAUGAGAGCCCGCAGGUCCUAAUAGUGAGGCAGAGACUGGAGGCCCAGUAUGACAGUGAGCUGCAAAGGGCAAAGAGCUGCAUGGCAGCAGAUAUCAAGGAGCUCACUGCUCUCCUUCAGGAGCAGGGUGAGGAGCGGCUACACCAAACCCAAGAGAGGUUCCAAGAGGAAAAAGCAGUGCUGGAGCAGAGUUUGGCCCAAAAAUAUGAACUCUCUCUGGCGGAGCUAAAGAAAAAACAUCAAACUGAGCUGGAAUAUGAAAGAGCAACACUACUGAACAAACACUCCCAAGAGAUGGACACACUCUGUGCCAAACACAAAGCACAACUAGAUUCACUCAGUGCCAGUCACACAGAUCAGCUUGCAGCUAUGGCCGUUGAGCUUGAAUCCAAACACAACGCUGAGCUUGUUGCCUUGGAAGUAGCCGUCACUUCCAAACGAAAGGCAGACGUUGAAAGUCUGGAGGCCAUCUUUCAGGAGACCAACCAGGCUCAGCUGGAGGCUUUAGAAGCCGAGUUAGCUCGCAAACACCAGGAAGAGGGGGAUGAGCUGGAAAAGAGGAUGCUGGGUAAUAUGGACACUUUGGAAGCCACAUACCUGAAAGAAGUACAAACUCUGCGUGAUGAAAUGGUGCAACUUGAAGAGAGGCAUCGUCAAGACAUGAAUCGCCAGAAGUCAGAACAUAAGCAGACAAUGGAGCGCCAUUCUGCAGAGCAGCUAUCCAUGAGGGAGCAACUGAGGAAAGAGUUGGCUCAGGUGCACAUAGAGAAGUUUAGUGCCAUGGCAGCAGAGCUCAGCCAUGUUCACAAGACUGAGCUGGCUGCUCAAAAAGAUGCCUUAGAUACUGAACACUGCAGAGCCCUGGAGACACUUAAGAAGCAGGUUUUAGAACUAGAGCAACAACACAGCACUGCUCUCCAGGAGCUCGCGCAAACCUACUCUGCAGAGAAAGAACAACUCAUUGAACAGCAUCAACUCCAACUACAGGAGUUGAGGGGUGCCUCUGCGCGGGAAUUGGAGGCAUGUCGCAGAGAGCUUGACGAGGAGUCAUCCAGGCAACGUCAGCACUUCCUAGAGGAGGUGGAUCUCCUCAAAGUCCAAUCAGAGGAGAAACUACAGGACAGGAUUAAUCAACUGAUGACGGAGUUUGAAGAGCAGAAGCAGGCGGAGCUUGAGGACCUGAGGCGGAGCUUCACAUCUGAACAGGAGGAGAAAGAGCGGAGCUACACAGGCAAAAUGAGCCAGCUCACUGCCCAGCUGCAGCAGCUAGACUCUGUAGUGGCCCAGCUACGAGCAGAGGUUGGUUGUCUGCAGGGAGAGUUGAAGGGAAAGAGUGCUGAGAUGGAGACUUUGGACACUCUCCUCCAACGAAGGGAACGAGAGAGUCAGGAAGGAGGCAACCUUUUAAAGAUGCUCACUGACGACUUACAGACUGCUAAAGAGGAAAGGUGUAAACUGCACCAGGCCAAUGAAAAGUUGAGGAAGGUGCUGAUUGAGAUGAUUCGCAGCACCAUCGCAACUGAAGAGCUGAUUGGACAAAAGAUCAGUGCCAGAGCCAAAACAUCUGAACAGUCGACCCACCAGAGGAGCACAACAGGGAACAAAGAUGCACAGGAAUCAGGUAUUUCGGUUGCAGACUUGUCUGCGGAUGACAUGGAGCUGACCCACCUGCUUUGUGAAAGCCUGCUGGUUUCAGAUACUCAGAUCAAUCCUGGGGGAGAAGAAGCAGCUCUGAAUGCCUGCAGCAGACUGCGUCUCACUGUUGACACGCUGCUAGAGCUGCUGAACCAGGCCAACACACAGCUGGAGCAGACUCAUGAUUUCCACUUUUCUCUGGAGGAAAAGUUCUCCCAGGGCAGAGAAGACUCCGCCCAUCUCCUUGAGCAGCACAAGCUCCUAUUGGAGCAGCUCGAUCAGGAGGCGAGGCUGAAGAGUCAACUCCAGCUGGAGCUCCACAAGGCAGAGGGGCUUCUGGAUGGCUAUGUGGCUGAGAAAGCAGUCCUAGAGGAAUCUUUGCAGCAGAAAGAGACACAAGAAGAGAGACUAGUGGAGGAACUGGAGGACCUGAAGGUGAAGCUGCACCAGAUGCAGGGCCUCACAGCAGAGCUGGACAGCCUCAGACUAAAGCACCAGGAGCUCAGUGAGGAGCACACACUUCUCCUGCGCCAGAAGGAGCAUCUCUCCGCUGGACUGGGGGAGAGGGAGAAAGCUCUACUGGCGGAGACGGAGCGUUUGACCCAGGAUAGGCUGGACUUGCAGCGGCAGGCUGAGAAAGACCGCAGCUCUCUAUCCCUGCGCCUCAGGGCCCUGGAGAGAGAGCUGGACGAGCAGGAAACAAAGGGCCUGGAGACAGAGCAGCACCACAAGACCCACACCGAAGACCUCAACCAGCAUGUCCAAGCACUUGAGAAACAGCUGAAACAUGACCGGCAGUUUAUAGAGGAGCAGGCUGUGGAGCGUGAACACGAGAGAGACGAGUUCCAGCAGGAGAUCCGAAGGCUGGAGGCCCAACUCAGACAGACAGCCAGUGUGGAUAACAAAGGACACAGGUUUGAGGACUUGGUUCUUCAGGUGGAGAGUCUACAAGCUAUGAUCAAAGACAAAACAGAGGAUCAUGCCUCCUUGUUCACAGCCAAUCAGCAAGCCCAGCGCGACCUUGCAGAACGCAAUGAGGAGAUAGACAAGCUAGCCGGGCGAAUCAGAGAGCUAGAGCAAGCGCUGCUUAACAGCACUGAGAGUAAUAGAUCUAUGAGUCAACUGGAACAAGAGCUCCACAGAGCAAAGUUGAGAGAACAGGAGCUCACACAAGAUAAGCAGGCACUGGAGCAGCAGCAGCUCGCUAACAGGCUUCAGAUCUCUGCCUUGCAGUCCAAACUGGAUGAGACAAGACACUGUUACCAUGACAACGCGCGUGACCCCACUCAGGAGCUUAGGGAUGCCCUGGACACCGCUCAGCAGGGCAUACACAGCAAAGAGCAAGAGGUUGAGGUCCUGCUUGGCCAACUAGACAAUGUGCAGAGGGACUUGAACAUCAAAGAGGUUGAACUAAAACACCUCACCCUACAGCUGGAGCUACUGACCAAUCAGAAUACAGCUAAUGUUAACGAGCUCCAAGAACAGAUUGCUGCCCUAAAGGAGAAUGUCUCUGCUCUUACCAUACUCAAGGAGGAGGAAGAGGAACAAAGCGAGUUGGAGGACACAGAGGAGACCCUCCCCGCAGCAUUACUCCAGGAGAAAAAUCAGGAGAUCGACCACCUCAACAAUGAGAUCCAAACACUGGAACAAGAGCUGGAGAACAGCAGGGACAAUAAGGUUUUGGAGGCUGAGCUUGAGGACCUGCGCUCACAGGUGGAACACCUUCAGUCUGAGAUUAUGAGAGUGCGUGAGGACAAACAGGAAGAGGAGGAGCGCCUUCAUGAGGUCAUCAGCACACUGCAGGCGGAACUCGCUACAUUAGGCCCCAACCUGCAUGAAGUUAGUGACUCUCAGGAUGGGGACAGCAUCAAUCCCUCACCGGCCCCCAGCCCCGAACCUCGCCACUAUACCAUCGAGGAACAAGAGAGUAAGGGAGGCCCGAACAGCCUGAAGCAAGAGCUCAGUUUGACUCAUUCUGCCUCAUCUCGUUCCCUUCGAUCUCGUCUGAAGGCGCUUCAGAGUCAGCUGGAGACUGCGGUGGCAGAGAAAGAAGGACUGGAGCGGUUACUGCUCACCCAGGAGGAAGAGUACAGAGGACAUGGUGAGGAGUUUGGAAAGAGGCUGAAGGCUGAGAGGGAGAGGGCAGAUGAACUCCAAGGUCUCCUCACCAUCAAAGAAGCUGAGCUGGAGGAAAUCAAAGCCCAGAUAGAAGUGGAGAGGGAGAAGAGGAAGCUAUCUGAAGAGGAGAGGGACAGCUGCAAAAUUCAAUCCGAAGAGAUGAGCGCCCUACACGAGAAGAACGGCCAACUCAGCUCUCUGAUCAUGGAACUCCAAAAGAAAGAACAGGAGUGUGUGAGCGAGAUCCAGACUCUAAAAACAAAGGAGCAGGAGAUGAAAACAGAAAUGGAAGUCCUCAGAGAAACCAGUCUCACUCUUGAGAGACAAAUCCAGGAGGUGCGAGCCAAGGUGGUAGAAAUGGAGGAACUGGUUGCUGAGGAAAGAACAAAGAUAAAAAACCUUGAGACUGUAAAGGGAGAACUUUCUGCUGAACGUGAGGCGCUUAGGAGAAGGGAGGCGAAACUCCAGGAGGAUAUUAAAAGGCUCAGACAGGAAGUGACUUCAAUGAGAGCUUGUAUCCAGGACCUGACAGCUCAGCUUAAUGAGAAGGAAACCAGCCAAGAAGAGGCUCAAAAGGAAGUGCUGACUCAUGCUGAGGUGACCCUGGCUAAAGCAGACGCUGCCUUGAGACAGAAGGAGGCUGAGCUCGCCAGACUGAGUACCGAGCAUCAGGCUCUGAGGGCAGAGCUGACUGCGGUGAAACAGGGUUUGAGUACCAGUACAGAAAGAGCUGAGAAACUUCAUGAGGAAGGACAGACCAAAGACCUUGCCCUCGUAGACCUGGAGACUGAUAACCAGAGGCUGAAAGAGCAGCUUCAAGGUUUACAAGAAGAUUUGGCUGUACAGGAAGAGGAACUGGCCUAUCGGCAAAGAGAACUGCAGCAGCUCAGACAACACUGUCACCAGCAGGACACCCUUCCUCACCAACAAGGAUACACCAACAAGGAUAUUUCUCACAGAGCUUUUGAGGACAUUGUGAGUGUCUCUCGGGACGAAGCCUCUCUCAGCUCCCCAGAGGUUUUAAGGAGACUCGAAUGCUCCGAAGACAGAAUCCCAGAACGUUUCCACGCCUCUGUUCUCGGCUCUCGGCUGUCUGAGAUCAGUGCUUUGAACAGCACGGGCCUGGAUCUCCUCCAGGUCAAGACCUCUCCCAGGGUGGUGAUGGAGCCUCCACACUCCAGGACCAUCACACCAGAUCCAGCCACACACAGUACCCACUCCCCAGGCUCCAUGUCUGACAACUUCUCUAUGCUUGACUCACUGGACACUGACAAAGUACGUGAGUUGGAAGAACUUGACCUAACAGCGCCUCCUUCUCCUCUUGGCUCCACCUCCUCCUUGUCUGCACCAGAAUGGGCCAGUGAUGGAUAUGGCAGCAAUGUGAGUUCAGAAUUGGGUGCGAGGUUGAGAGUGGAGCUGGAACAGACUGAAAGGCUGGAUGCUCAGUUUGUUGAGUAUCUCCGCUGCAGAGGAAUUAACCCUACAGUUAACACAGAUAGUGCUGCAGGCAGUAUGAGCUACAGUGAUGACCUGUUGUCACCUGAGCUUCAGGCUCUGUUGAAGAAAGUGUAUCAAGAAAGCUGCAGAAUUCUCACUUUGUCUCAGCGUCGUGGCAGUUCCUCAACCCAUCCUCAUGUCUCAGACUUAAAAGCGUUCUCAUUGAGUCACACACAGCACCAUUCUGAAGAUAGCUCCACCCUACUGAACCAUCGGGACAAAUCAUCCUCCAACCCCCCCAUGAGCUGGGAGCAGGAGAAGAGGGCACUGCAGGAGACUGUGAUUGCUCUCCGAGAGCUGCUCUGUCGAAUGGCACAGAGACAUACUCAAACUGACUACAGAGGUGAUGACGACUGGCACAGAGAUCAACUCUGUGGACAGUUUGAGUUCCAACUGAGGGCAGAGCUGGAUGAGAGCCAGAAACAACUGAAAUGUGCUUUCGACACUCAGCAAGAGCAAAAGAACAAAAUACAGUCACUCAGGUUGGCUUUAGAAGAAUGCGAGGAAGCUUUGAGGAGGGAGCAGACCAGAGUCCAGGAGCUUCAACAACAACUGGAGCAGGAGAGAGCUCUGAGUCUCCGUAAGGACCGAGAGGAGGAGGAAAGGAGAGGGGCUGUGCAAGUAUCUUCUGAGCAGCAGAGGUCAGAGGUCAUGACUCUGAAGGGUCAGGUGGAGCAGGAGAGGGUGGCCUGCAGCAACCUCAGACAGGAGGUUCAGAUUGAACAGUCCCGCAGUGUGCUGCUGGAGAAACGUCUUGACGACACCCAGAAGGAGCUAGAAGAUGAACGCCAACUUUCCGCUCACCAACGAGCGGUCAGCUUGGAAGAAAAUACUCGUCUUGAGCGCCUCCUGACUGAAGCAGAAUCUCGCACAGCAGAAAUUCACUCUAAGCUUGCAGACGCUCAUAGGAAGCUGGAUGAAGAGAGGGACCGUUGCUCCAGGCAGGUGGAUGAACUCAGCCGUAGACACGAGGCGGAUGCAGACAGAGAAAGGAAGUUCAUCUCCGACAUGCGCGCCCAGCUGGAGCAGGAGAGAAGGCAGGGGGAAGAGCUGGCAUCUGUGAUGGACAAACUUAGGGCUGAGCUACUGCAAAGCAAAAGGAAAUGGGAAGAGGAGGACAAAACAAGGAGGGAGGAGCUGCAGAGGACGCAGGAGGCCGCCACCCGACAUCGUGUAGCUAUGGAGACUUUGAAGGAGCAGAAACAGGAAGCAACCCGUGCUUUAGAGGUGGAGCGAGAGCGGUCCAGACGCCAUGGGGUGGAGCUGGCUGAGCUGAAGGAGAAACUACGACAGCUGAAGGACAAAGAGAGGGAGAGGGAGGAGCAAUGGGAGAGGGAGAGGAGGAAGGGGAGGCAAGAGCAGAUGGAGAGGGAGAGACGACAGGAGAGGACCAAUAGCAAACUGUGUGAGUUGGAGUUGUUGAGGCAACAGGACCAGCAGCGCAUGCAAGAGCUGCAGCGUACUCUGGCAGAGCUGGAAAGAGAGGAGAGAGAGAUGGCUGCUCAGAGGCUGUCUGGACGAACUACAGGGCAGCAACACAAGGCUGAAUCCUCGCAGCAUCUCCAAAGCAACUUCCAGACAGGCAGCACACAGCAAAGCCAGCAGAUGCUGUCCAUGCCGUCAUCACCCAAUCUGCUGGAAAGGUUGUUGAAGGACAACUCAGAGCUGACGGAGCGUGUGACAUCACUGAGUCAGGAGAGAGCCACACUUAAACAUAGACUCACGGGCCUGGAGCGCCAGCUGCGGCGCACAGAGAAUGAGCUUGCGAAGGUCACCACAGAAACUGAAAACAGACCCAUCAAUGACGUGAUCAGCAACAGCAAGGUACAGCGUUUGUAUGAGCGCUACCUGCGAGCUGAGAGCUUCAGGAAAGCUCUAGUGUACCAGAAACGUUAUCUGCUGCUACUGUUGGGAGGUUUCCAGGAGUGCGAGCAGGCCACACUAUGUCUCAUCGCCCAUAUGGGUGUACGUCCGUCUCCCCCACUCUCCUCCCAGCGCAGACCCCUCGGACGAUUUAGAGCUGCUGUACGAGUUGUCAUUGCUGUCUCAAGAAUGAGGUUCCUGACCAGGAAAUGGCAAAGAGCAAUCAGACGACUAUCUGUAUCUGGGACUGUUAAUGGACAUGCUGCAGGACCUAAAGCUGAAGUUUUAAGGCAACAACAGCCGAGAUUAAAUACUGACUCGCCACCAAACAGAGACAGCAGUGCUGUUCACAGAGACACAGUGUCCGCCCUCGUUCCACCCACCAAAUCACCUUUCAGGUUGCACAACAGGUCGUACUCCAGCACCAGUCCGGCCUCGGGGCAUACAGGAGGAACAUCUCAGGAUCCAGAACGAUCCCUGACAGAAUAUAUCCACCAUCUAGAGAAAGUCCAACAGCGGUUGGUGGGAGCCCGGCAAGGUUCGUCUGUUCUCCACCCUGACCCGAAGUUGUUCGACCACUGAAAGCAUCUCCCCUGUCUGCAUAUCGUCACUAAACUGUCCAUGCCUUACACCCAUGUAGAAUUUUUUUUUUUUUUUUUAAUGAGUACAUAAAUUAUUUUUAAAUGUUUUCUAUUCUCUGUACUUCAGUAUUUUGAAGGUCACUCUUGAAUUGCAAGAACAAAUGUUUUUCAUUAUUUUAAAUGGGUCUGCUUGUUAUUUUUCUACUAAUGUUUUAUACCCUUUUGUGCUACUGUAUGUAAAUAGGACUGAUGUUCAUUGCACAUGUGUCCAAAUUUGCACUGGUUUUUAUACUUGAAAUCCAUGAUCAACUUAGCUAGUGAGUGUUUUAUUGCAUAAAGGUGAACCUUUUUGUGUUUUUUUGUAUUAUCUAUGUUUGUACCAUAAAGUUGAAAAAUAUUUUAAAUCUGUGCUUACAAACCAAA